Messenger RNA from Salvia miltiorrhiza (redroot sage), 3940 nucleotides. Its product is annotated as leucine-rich repeat receptor protein kinase MSP1-like. NCBI's taxonomy places the organism in Eukaryota, Viridiplantae, Streptophyta, Magnoliopsida, Lamiales, Lamiaceae. The coding region runs from base 104 to 3820 and encodes 1238 amino acids. The record is from RefSeq and is a predicted model, not a curated record. The transcript is spliced from 2 exons. Gene Ontology annotation, biological process: protein phosphorylation; hormone-mediated signaling pathway. Gene Ontology annotation, cellular component: plasma membrane. Gene Ontology annotation, molecular function: ATP binding; protein binding; protein kinase activity.
ACCUUCCCCAAAUUACAUUUAGCUUUUCUUUUUAAUUAUCAACAACGCAACGCAUUCUUUCAUCACUUCCAACAUCCCGAGCUCCUAUUCUCCGCAACAAAGUAUGAGUGGGCUACACCUACAUGGUUGGAAACUUGUCAUCAUCGUGCUCCUCACCUUCUCGCAUCUUGUAUCAACGGAUUCGCACUUGUUGAAGGCUCUUCGAGACUCAAUAAUCACAUACCAAAGCGACAGCUGGUUCGGUUCAGACAGCACCCGGCCUUGCAACUGGACCGGAGUAACAUGCGACCAGACUCUCACGGUUACCCACCUGCAUCUCUCAUCAUGCUCCCUCUCUCCUCUCAACAUCCCAUUCCCGCUCCUUAUUGCUCACUUCAAGUCUCUCCUACACCUCAACCUCAGCCGCUGCGGCUUCACCGGCCAGAUUCCUCCGGAGUUUUGGGAUUUGGAGAAACUCCAAGUUCUUGAUCUCAGCAGCAACACACUGUCGGGCGCGAUUCCUCCAAGCAUCGGUGAAAUGAAACAGCUCAGGCAUCUCAUUCUCGACGAUAACCUAUUUUCAGACAGUUUGCCUUCUUCAAUCGGAAACCUCCUACAGCUCGAGGAACUAUCGCUGAGAUCGAAUUCUUUCUCUGGGAUUCUUCCUCGUCAACUUGGGAAUUUGAGGCUUAUGCAGUCUCUCGACAUCAGCAACAACACCUUCUACGGGAAUCUGCCUGCGGCUUUGGGUAAUCUCACAAAUCUCUCCUUCUUCACGGCCAGAAACAACAUGUUUUCUGGGGAUUUGUUUCACGAGAUUGGGAAUCUCAAGAGGCUUCAGAUUCUCGAUCUCUCCUGGAAUCCGAUCACCGGAGCUAUACCGUCUGUUAUCGGUGAUCUGGAAGAGCUCAGAGUUAUUGAUCUUCAGCAUUGCCAGUUUACAGGAAGCAUCCCUGAGGAAAUCUCGAGAUUGAGCAAUUUGACCAACUUGAAUUUGGCACAGAAUGAUUUCGAUGGAGGCUUGCCUGCAAGUAUCGGAAGGCUCCAAAAUCUCGUUUAUCUCAUCGCUUCAAACGCUGGACUGAGAGGCGUGAUACCUUCGGAGAUGGGAGCGUGCUCGAGCCUCAAGAUCCUCGACUUGUCGUUCAAUUCACUCCAAGGUCCGUUACCUGAUGAACUUGCAAAAUUAGGGUUUCUCAAUUCAGUUCUUCUCAACUCCAAUCGUCUCUCCGGUUCCCUACCAGCGUGGAUCUCGAGCUGGAAGCACAUCGAGUCCGUCGUGCUCUCGCAGAACUUCUUCAGUGGCCCUCUACCUCCACUCAACCUUCCAUCACUGCUCCACUUCGAUGCAAGUGCAAACAUGCUCAGCGGUGAGCUGUCUGCAGACAUAUGCAGCAACGCCUCUUCGUUGAAGACGCUGAUGCUGUCGCGCAACAGCUUCUCCGGCACCAUUUCUGAUCAGUUCCACAACUGCUUCAGUCUCACGGAUUUGAUACUGUCGGAGAAUAACAUCUCCGGUGAGCUGCCGGCCUACCUUGGGAAGCUUCAGAUCAUCACUUUGGAAGUGGCGAGGAACAAGUUAUCUGGUCCCAUUCCCGAUCAAAUUUGGGAGUCGAAAACGCUCAUGGCGAUCUCGUUGAAUGGUAAUCUGCUUCAGGGCUCAUUGUCAGCUGCUGUUGGUAAUGUCACAACGCUUCGCAGGCUGCAAUUGGAUAAUAAUCUGUUAAGUGGAAGUAUUCCUUCUAGUAUUGGCAGGCUUCAAAAUUUAACCAAUUUAUCUCUAAAUGGGAAUAGAAUGAGUGGUGAAAUACCAUCAGAGAUCUUCGACUGCACAAAUCUUGUUUCUUUAGACUUAGGUGGGAAUACACUAACAGGAGGAAUCCCCAAAUCUAUAACCAAGUUGAAGCUGCUGGACAAUUUGGUUGUGUCACAUAAUCAGUUAACCGGCACGAUACCUGAAGAGAUAUGCUCCGGCUUCCAGAAGGUUCCGCUGCCAGAUUCCGAGUACACGCAGCAUUACGGCAUGCUCGAUCUCUCCCACAACAGAUUAGAAGGGCUCAUCCCUUCCACAAUCCGAGACUGCACCAUUGUGACAGAGAUUCAGAUGCAGGGAAACAGGCUUAACGGAGCCAUUCCUGAGGAGAUAUGGUCACUGCCUAACUUAACUUUGCUUGAUCUCUCCUUCAAUUCUCUCUCGACUUUGGUGGCUCCUCCAUCCCUCAACUCCGUCAACCUUCAAGGCCUUAUGCUGUCGAAUAACAGAUUGAGAGGAUCCAUUCCUGGUGAUAUUUGGCCGGAGCUACCGAGUUUAGCUAAGCUCGACCUCUCCAAUAACUGCCUCACCGGUUCACUGCCGCCUUCACUGUUGAGUGCCAAGAGUUUGGCCUAUUUGGAUGUGAGCAUGAAUUCUCUCUCAGGUAAACUCAGUAUCGAAACUACGAGCUCUCUCUUGGUGAUGAAUGUGAGCAACAAUCAGUUCAGAGGCCGCCUCGAUGAUUCAAUCUCAAAUCUAGCAGCAUCGAUUUCCAUGUUAGAUCUCCACAACAACGCCUUCUCCGGCAGCCUACCGCCUUCUCUCUCGAGCCUCGGUAGCCUCACUUAUCUCGACUUAUCAGGAAACCAGUUCCGUGAUUAUUUCCCUUGUAACGUGUGCUCGAUACGCGGCUUGACUUACACCAGUUUCUCUCACAACAACUUCAUCGGAAACCCGCCCAAGUCUUGCGAGGAUGAGAAGCAGCCAUGUAAUAAGGCCCUGCCGCUACUCUCCCCUAGACAUGAUCUCCUCUCGGUUCUUGGUAUUUCUACCGCUGCUGCAGCCAUCUUCGUGACCGUGAUCGUCGUAAUUGUGCAACGGAAUGCUCGAAGACGAGACAUCAUAAUUCUCGGCGACGCCAGCACUAGGCUUGCGUGGAAGACAACAAAGGAGCCUUUGAGCAUUAACAUCGCCACUUUCGAGCAGUCCUUGUUGAAAUUGGAAGCUGCAGACAUUUCAAAUGCGACCGAGAACUUCAGCCAGAGCCACGUGAUCGGCGAUGGAGGAUCCGGCACGGUGUACAAGGCUUCGUUGCGAGGGGGCCGCACCAUAGCCGUGAAGAGGCUGAAGAAAGGGCACCUGGUGCACGGGGAGCGCGAGUUCCUAGCGGAGAUGGAGACGAUCGGAAAGGUGAAGCAUGAGAACCUAGUCUCGUUACUGGGCUACUGCGUGGUCGCGGAUGAGAGGUUCUUGAUAUACGAAUACAUGGAGAGAGGGAGCCUGGAUUUGUGGAUAAGGAAGCAGGAUGGAUUAUCACUAGACUGGGCCACGCGGUUCAAGAUCUGCAGAGGGGCAGCCAAGGGCCUGGCCUUCCUGCACCACGGCGUCGUCCCUCACAUCAUCCACAGAGACAUCAAGUCGGGCAACAUACUGCUGGACAGGGAGUUCGAGGCCCGGGUGUCCGAUUUCGGGCUGGCAAGGAUCAUAAGCGCGUGCGAGAGCCAUGUCUCGACUGUUCUUGCUGGCACGUUCGGGUACAUACCGCCCGAGUACGGGCAGGCCAUGGUGGCGACGGCCAAGGGCGACGUGUACAGCUUCGGGGUGGUGAUGCUGGAGCUGGUGACGGGGCGGCCCCCGACGGGGCAGGAUGAUGGGGAGGGGGGGAAUCUUGUUGGGUGGGUGAGAUUCAUGGGUGAAAAUGGGAGGGAAGGUGAGGUGUUGGAUCCUUGCAUGUGCGGUGUAGCUGCGUGGGAGCAUCAGAUGCGGCGCGUGCUGUGGAUUGCGAGGCUGUGCACCAGUGAUGAGCCGUGGAAGAGACCUACCAUGCUUCAGGUUGUUAAACUGUUGCACCAUACUUGGCUUGGCUAGCUGCUCAUCAAACUGUGAUAUCUAUGUGCUUUACUUUCUGAAUCAAGCUACCUCUUAUUCUGUGUGAUUAAUUAGUUGUGUUGUUGAAAUUAACUAAUCAAGGUUUGAAUGUUAUAUAUU